Messenger RNA from Culex pipiens pallens (northern house mosquito), 4596 nucleotides. It is a transcript of the gene vlc, whose product is annotated as serine-rich adhesin for platelets. The record is from RefSeq and is a predicted model, not a curated record. The coding region runs from base 861 to 3389 and encodes 842 amino acids. Lineage: Eukaryota; Metazoa; Arthropoda; Insecta; Diptera; Culicidae. The transcript has 8 exons. Gene Ontology annotation, molecular function: molecular adaptor activity. Gene Ontology annotation, biological process: signaling. Gene Ontology annotation, cellular component: glutamatergic synapse; postsynaptic specialization.
GAGAAUUUUCCGGAGGAAAUCUGAAACGAAAGUAAAAUCAAAAGAACGAAGAACUCUAUUUUGUGGAAUUUGCCUGCUUCGUGGCGCUGACGAGGUUAUUUUUCAUCUUUACGCAAGCACAAGGCAAUUCUUCUGAACAAAACAGAUCAUAGCCCGCCACACGACACGGCUAAAUCCAACAAACCCGAGGGGGAAAGCACCAGCAGUGAUCAUCCGCCAAGGGGACAAGACUGUCGCUGCACCAUUUGAAGGACUUGGACCCCAACCGCAGCUCGCGAGAAUGUUCAAUUAUAGGCCGGCUGUGACAACCGGCAGCAGAAAAGCCGGCAGCAGCCGCAAUAGCCGCAGUUGAAGUGUUGAAGGCAUCUGGGGGCCGGGGGACGGACGACGACGUUCCGGAAUCCGUAACUCUACGACAAACCCGCGAGGAGUAUUGUCGGAGAGCGACAUCAGUUCACAGUUGGUGCAUGGUUGAAGAGAACAGCGACAUCGUGCAGUGCAGUUAUACAAGAAGAAGUGUGUGCAGGUCGUUCCAAAUCGAGAUCAAACUAGUUUCUUACGUGUAUUUUGAUAAUCCGCCAAACGCGCGGACCAGAGAGAAGCAAAAAAACCCAAGCAUUGAUUGGAGUGAGAGUGCAUUUGGACGUGAUCCGAAUUUUGCAUUAGCUAAUAGAGGAAAAGUAGUGGCGCAAACAAAUCCAUAAAUCUAGUGCAACGCUUGCAAGUGUGGGGCUCUCUCGAAAGGAUAUCUAAAAGCGCAAAAAAGGAGUACUUGUGAAAAGGAAUAGCCCGCUAGUGAGUCAGUGAGAGAGAAGGUGUGUGCUGGUGGCUUCUGUCCGGAGUCCUUGCGUCCCCGGAAUAUGGAUAGAAGCGUAGAUUCCAUCGGUAGUUGUUCGCUCGACGUAGAUGCUGAUUCGACGGAUUUCUCAGACACAUCAGGAGAGUUAAACUUUCUCACGCCCAACUCGGCCAAGGACAUCCAGCGAGAGUUCACCGCCGGCAUCAAGGAGCGCUGUAAGAUCCCCGUGAUCAACUGUCAGGCCGUAACGACCGUGCUGGAUCCGGUAACGGGAAAUAUUAGCACCGUGCUAACGACGACGUCCCCGCAGGCGGCGGACACGGCCACGACGGAGGCCACCGCGGACGGGGCUCUGCCCAACAAAAAACCAAGCUAUCUGAACUUGGCCUGCUGCGUGAAUGGCUACUCGAACCUGACGACGUAUGACUCGAAGCUGCGGCAGGACAUCAACAAGUCACGGGAAGUUUCGCCGAGCCGGCCGAUCAUUGCCACGCUGCACUACAACCGGUCGUCAGACGGUGGCAACUUUCAGCUGACCGCACCCACGCUCAGCUACAUUAGUAUGAACAACAGCAUCAACAACAAUCUAAGCAACGGAACAAGAAUGGUGAACGGACGCAACGGGGCUCCGGUCAACGGCACCGCCGGUCAGGAUGUGACGGACAAUGUCUCGGUCAACGCCGCGGCUGCCAUGUUCAAUGGGAACGGCUUUGGCGGCGGAGGUCUCCGAACCAAGGUGAUCUCAUCGCAGUCCCAAAUCAGCAGCGUCCGCGAGAGCGAACGGGUCGUGAAGAAAAGCUUCAUCCAGCAGCGCGUCGAAAAGCUAUACGGUAACGCGGAAGGUGUCGUCAUUAAUAAGCAGAUCUACAGCAACAAUAGCAGCGCCACCAACGAGCGGAAAUAUCUCAACAAUAUCGCCAACGAGAAUGUCGCAAGCAACAAAAACUGCUACACAACCCCGGCCAGCGUGGUCCACCACCUCAACGGAAAUGGCACUACAAACGGCAGCGCAACAAACAACGGUGGCCUGGGCGGGGGCGUUGUGACAAAGGAGAAUCUCGACGUAAACGGUAAGGAAUUCGGCGGGGAUCCCGAUAUGGAGGCGCUGCCCGUGAUGCGACACUUGCGGCCCGAGUUCCGUGCCCAGUUGCAGAUGUACUCGCCGAAGAAAGUGCCCAAGACGUCGCCCGGGCGGUUUUCGAAUGGCAGCUCGGCGGGAAGCCUGAAUGGAGUGGGAGCGAACAACAACAAUCACAUCGCGUCCAACGGGGACCUCAGUCAUCAUCAUCACUCGCACUUGUCGCAGCAGCACUUGACGAACGGCAGCAAGCUCACAACAAAUGGCACCACCACCGCGACCUCGUCACUGCUUUCUUCGUCGAUAUUCUCGUCCUCCACCUCGGUCGCCACCGUGGUCGAGUCGUCGUCCAAGAACAUCACCACCACCACAAGCAAGUCCUCUUCGUCGUCGUCGUCGUCAUCGUCCUCCUACCAAACCGAAGCUUCGUCUGCUUUAUCAGCUACUACGAACUCGGUGACGACGAACAACGCUAACGCCUGUGACGCAACAGGGCCGACAACUGCCCCGAGAGAAUCUCCUAGUACAAUCGCCGCCGCAGCAGAACUAGUAGAAGCCCAGGCAUCGGUCGAAAAGGAAGCAGCAACCAUUGGCGCGGAACCAUCGAUUCCUGUCCAACAACAGCAGCAAGAAGUGUCGUCGUUAACGUCCAAGAUGAAGCUCAGCGAGCCAUGUGUGAACGGGGGAGACGGCGUGGACAAUGUGGCGAUUAUCCGGAAUGGAUCGUCGUCGGCGGCGUCGUUGAUCAAGAAUGGCCACCAUUGCCGCGGUGACGUUGACCAUGGCGAGGACGAUAAGGAGAACAUUAACGGUGGUGGCGUGAUCCCAGAAGUUUUACCCAAGGUGGCGGCGGCGUCGUUGCCGGUGGUCGUCAAGGAUGGCAAUCACUUUUUGCAGGUGAUGAAGAACGAACAGAACCGGCUACUGGCAAUGGCAGCCGAUAUCGAGCGGGAGGCUGAACAGUGCAAGACUGAUGGUGUCGAGAUUAGCGAGGAGGUCGCCGGGUACGUGCUGGUGGCGGCCGGCAAGGCGCGGCUGCUGUGCUCGCAGAAGAUGAAACAGUUUGAAGGUCUCUGCCACACCAACCUGAACCAAAUCCCCGGCGAAAAGUUCCAAACCACAAACGAGGAUCUACAGGGCUUCUGGGACAUGGUGAUGCUGCAGGUCAACGAUGUAGACGCGUCCUUCGUGGAGAUCGAAUCGUUCCGAAGGAACGGCUGGAAGAAACCCGCCCCCGUCAGUCCCGUCCCGCAAGCGCGCAGCACCGCCCGGAGUACGAAGCUGACGAAGCGACCGUUCAAGGCUCCAGCGUCGUCGUCCAGCAACGGAUCGGCGGACGUCGCCGAGGCGAAGAAGGCGGCCGCCGAAAAGCGGGAAGCCGCGCGCAAGCAGUUGAUGGAGCUCAAGCGGAAGCAAAAGCUGGCCAGCGCACAGCAGAACGUCGAGAUCUUCGUGCCCGGCAGCAACAACAGCAGCUCGGUCGAGGUCAGCAACGGUGUCGCGACGAGUUGAUCUCGUCGGCUAGAUUAGUAGAACCACACACACGUUCUGGACUAUGCGGCUUCGCCGCCGGAAGUAACCGAAACGAUUCGUAUUUGAAAUCCUUGUGUUAAUUGUCGUUUUGUUUUGAUGCGCGCGCGCGAUAAAUUGUAUGUUAUAACACGUAGUAGAGAGAGACACGCACUCACUUACACACACACAUGCCGACACACAGAUUAUCUAAUUCUAACACGUGUUUUGACUGAUUUUUGAGGAGAGUGCGCGCGCGCGUUGGUUGGCUCGAAGGAGAGAAGCAGCGAAAGCCACGGAGAAUGCGAGGAUUUGCGCAAGGUAAGAGAGUGUUUGUGAAUUUUUGUGCGUGUGUGCGUGCGCCACGUGUGGACGACUGGAUCCGACUGGGUUCUGCGAAGAAUAAAACAAGAAAUGGGGACAACAAUCCGUAACUAAAAGGCACCCAAUGUGAUUUUAUGAGAAAUGACAAAUUUUUUAUAUGUUGAAUAUACUUAUUAGUUAGGGCUAACGGAUAAAUAAAAAGAAAGAGAGAAAGAAACAUGUUCGAGAAGUAAGCGAAAUAUUUAUUUAGCUCUAAGAGUCACACACAAUACAAGAGAGAAAAAAAGCUUUUAGGUAAAAUUUAUCUUGGCAAAAUUUGACAAAAAUAGUAAACAUCAAACCGAUUAUUAAUCUACAUCGAAUGUAACGAAAUUGUAGAUUUUUGGCGUUUUCUUGCUGUAAAUGCAAGGCAUGAAAUUUAAAUCACCCUUUCUCGAAAUAAGAUAUAGCUUGUAAGAACUUUACGAUUACCGUUCUUCUCCACUAAACACUAUAAUCUACUUUCAAAAUAAAGCAACCGUUAAUGAUGCAUACAGAUAUGAUUAGGAAACGUUCACGCCAAGUUAUUUAUCACGUUCUGUUUUAAAACUUUAAUUUUAUUUCUUUUUUUCUCAAUUUAUUCUUUUAUUAAAAAUCUUUCUCAAGCAACUCGACACCGCCAAAUUAAUUUCAAAAUUUCCACCGAAUUGUCAAAUCCAAACAUUCCACCCACAAUCAAGCCAACUCCCCACUCCCUUUUGUCAAAAACGUAUAUGAGUGCCUUUGUGCGAUCUUGCGAUCGCGCAGCUUGUGUAGUACAAACAUUUAGGUCGCGUUUAAGCUGCUUUAGUUUUCCCGUUUGUUGGCGUAUUUGAUGUAAUUUUCCUAUUUUUCUGUUUGCUUAAAA